GAUGCAGUUUACUUUCUUCCACACACGGUGGUGGACGGCGGACAACUGCAAGCGGGUACACUAACACACACACCUGUGGGCGCCAGGUUUCCGUCAGGUGGAGUCCUCGCUCGCUCCUACGGCUGUAAAAUGUUGACUGACGUGAUUUUGGAGGAAGAGUUUGACAAGAAUGGAGAGUCCUGGUACGACCCGCAGGACCUUGAACACGAUCUCCAUUUGGCAGCGGAGCUGGGGAAAACCCUCCUCGACAGGAACCAUGAGCUGGAGCAGGCCCUCCAGCAGAUGUACUCCACCAACCAAGAGCAGCUGCAAGAGAUAGAGUACCUGAGCAAGCAGGUGGACCUACUGCGUCAGAUGAACGACCAGCACGCCAAAGUAUAUGAGCAGCUAGACACGGCUGCCAGGGAUCUGGAGCAAAGCAACCAGAGACUAGUGCAGGACAACCGCGUCGCCCAGUAUAAGAUCCAUAGCCUAACAGAGACCAUUGACGGGCUUCAGACCCACAUGGAGGACCUGCAGACCCAGAUGGACGAGCUCAAGACUACCCAGGCAGAAAGAAACAAAAGAGAGCUGGCAGAGCAGCGACGCAGCCUUGGAGCACAGAGUGUGUCCUGCCUCAAAGAGCUGUAUGACUUGCACCAUGACAGGCACCUAGCUCUCGAAAGUCUGCGUGCAGACGGACUCUGGUCACCUCAAAGCUCUUUCUAUGACCAAGCCAGAUGUCAAGACCCGGAGGAGGAGAAUGCGGCUCUCCAGCUGUCCAUCCAGACACUUCAGGCCCAGAUAGCUGCGGAGCGGAGCCGCAGGGAGGCUGCAGAGCGGGAGAGUGAGUUGACCGCCAGUGAGAACAGAGGACUGGAGGAGCGGUUGUCCCUGCUGUCGGGCUGCUGGGCCAAACAGAAGGAGCUGGAGGCCGAAGUGGAACAGCUACAGCUUCUGUGGCGCGCUGACAGUGCCAAGAGUGUCAGAAGACCAGACCAGCUGCUGUUGCCUGACACCGUAUUCUUUGCCUCAGAGGAAAAGCCCAGCCCAGGGCAGAGUGACACGGAGGAGAGGGCAGAAAAUGAUGAGGAGCAGAGGAGGUAUAGGCGACAGAGGUCGAACAGUGACAGCUUUUUGAGAGCCACAAACCCAGACGAGAUUCGCCGUGGUCAUGAGCAGCUGUGUAUCAGGAGAGCAGAGGCGGUGAAACAGAGGGGCAUCUCUCUGCUCAAUGAGGUGGAUGCACAGUACAGCGCAUUGCAGGUGAAAUAUGAUGAGCUGCUGCAGCGAUGCCAGCAGGCGACAGACGGACUCAGCCAUAAAGGCGUCCAGACAUCCAAUAGUCCCUUUGCGAGCAUCCGGGCCCGUCGCCGCCUGUCCAGCUCAUCUGCUUUGCCUGAUCUGACAGUGGUUCUGGAAGACGACCAGCAGCCUGAGUACAAGGCUCUGUUCAAGGAGAUCUUCACCUGCAUCCAAAAGACCAAAGAGGACCUCUGCGAGAACAAUCGUCCAGACAGGGACAGGAAUUUCCAUAACUCUGCCUGAUGAGUGUAUUGUUCAUCAUCCUGGGAGAUGGGGUUUGCACUUGAUUGUGUCGGUGAAAGUUUUUGACAAGGGAGAAACUUUGAGCUGGCUUUGCGAUUAAAAAUAUCCAGGGGAUGCAGAUGCAAUAAGCACACUCAGCUCACGUGCGUCUUAGACACACUUGCAAUCCUCUUAUCUCCUGUCAUGUUGACGCACCUAUACUUUUGUCAGUCAGCACUGUUCCUUUUAUUCCGUCCGUAUCAAAAAUGAAGUGUUAUAAAACUUUCUAUGUAAAGCAGCUGUAUGAUUUGAUGUAAGAAUGCAUUCAAAAAUACAACAAAUCUACAGAAAACUAUAGAUAGUAAAGAAAUAUUGUAGAGAGAGAUAUUUAUAGUUAGAUUAAUGUGUACUAAUCAAUCCUUGGCUGAUACAAAGUAAAGCAGUAAAGUAUUAUGUCCAACUACAACAGUAUUCAGUGCUGAACGUUAACCACGUGACCACUUGAUCAUUUGGUGCUUGGGAGAGAAAUACACACAUUGAAUAUUGUUUGUAUUAUUGAUAUAAGUUGGAGACGUAGCUGUUACAUAUGGCUUGUGUAAACAGAAGCGUUGGAAUGUUGUAAUAGGAUGAAAAACUGUAGCUAUGUAAUAACUAAAGACUCAGGAGUUUAUGGUAAUUAGCUUAACAGCUAGUGCGAGUUGGUUUUUGUAAGUUGGAAAUAGUUGGUUCACCAGUUGAGGGAUUUUCAAAUGUCAGCAGAGAAAUGUCAGUGAAAGCUGGAAUACUGUUUGUAAAAGUCUGUGCUUUCUGUUUUCAUGUCUAUGCACAGCUUAAGCUCCAACAAGUGUCUUCAUGCUAGUAGUACACAUAACUGCCCUGCACUUUUUAUGACUGAAUCACAGUUUCUUUUUUAUUUAUUUUUUUUUUGAAAGAAAUUUAGAAAAGAUAAAAUGUUAUUUAUUUUCAUUAUUGCUAAAUAUUUAGAGCCGAUUGAUGAGCUAAGAGUGACUGCAAGUGAAAUGAAUUACACUGAGGUGCUUUUUCUGUGGUUGUAAAUAUUCUGUCUGACACAGGUGAUUGGAAAAAAAAAAAAAUUAUAAUACAGAGGUAAAUGGAAAGCACAAAAGAAAUGUUUCUUUGUUUAUAAACAAUUUCCAUUGCCUCAAAUUGUUGUAAUAUUUCUUCUGGGUUAGACAUUCACUUCUCAUAACAUGGAACAGAAAUUGUGUUGAUCAGGUUAGUACAAACAUUAAUUAUUUAUUCUCAUAACCCUUUACAUCUAAAUGAAAACAUUUCUUAAAGAUAUUAUGAGAACAGCUGUGAAGCUGGACUGUAUACUGCUGCAGAAGGCAUCACUGUAUGAUUAUAGGUGCCCUCCAUGCAGACUAACAUGUUU
Toxotes jaculatrix (banded archerfish) is the source of this 2902-nucleotide messenger RNA. RefSeq names its product cerebellar degeneration-related protein 2a (gene cdr2a). Bases 130 to 1527 code for a protein of 465 amino acids. The transcript is spliced from 7 exons. The record is from RefSeq and is a predicted model, not a curated record. Lineage: Eukaryota; Metazoa; Chordata; Actinopteri; Toxotidae.